GGCGAAGAAACAGCAGCAGUAUAGCACUUGGAAAGUCGGCAUCUGUUCUACCUCACAUUUAAAAAAAAGAAGAAAGAAGUCAUUGCGGAUUAUAUAAAAAUACAUAAAGUUGACUAGCACUCGAGCAACUUUACCUCGUCGCGGCAAAACUAACUAACAUUUCGUCUGACUUUUUUCUCAGUUCUUCUGUCGCUCUCUUUCUCGUUUUUUCUCUGGGAACCGCCGAUGUCAGCACCCAAGAUUUGCCGCGUUCUGCUCCCAUAUCACUACCUCUCUACUAUUGAACGGGCGGCUGCUUGUAUUCCUCACGUUCGUUUGGGCAUAGUUGAAGUAUAUACAUAUACCCGGGAGAAGGUGCUAUUGUCGCUGGCAGGUUAAUAAACGCAGAGUGGGUUAUUAUGUUUGCGCUUUCCGCUUCGUGAUUGCUUCUUCGGCGCCUUUGUCCGCUAAUGCCGCAACCUCCUUGGUUGCUCAGCGAGUAGAAGGUGUAUGCGACUCAGUCCCUCCUGCGUUUGUUAUGGUGUCAGUGACUGCAGAGGUGGAGAUACUUCUUGGGUUCACGAAAGCGGAAAUGUGCGUCCUCUUCGCGGAACCUAAUAAAGGCUCUAUAACACCGCAACGACUGUUGACAGCGCCACCCCGUUUUGCGAAGGGCGGCUCGUCGGCGGGAAGGUUUCGAGUCGACGCGAUCCGACAGUUCCUCGUCGACCGCUACCUCGAAGACUGCUGCGAGUGGCCCUGCGGCUCGAUGAAGGUCUCGGUCCGGAUCCGGGGCGAGUGGCUGGCAGUGCCAUGCCGCGACGGCCGCCAGACGGUGCAGUGGUUGGGCGAGGAAGCACUGCGCCGGUACGUAAAGCUGCAGCCCUCCUCGUACCUAGACGGCCGCUCCGAGAAGAUCUUCGAGAUCCGCAAGACCAGGGGAGGCGCCAUCUUGGACGGAGAGGACGUCAUCAAGAACGUCCUGGACGACAACGAGUUUGUCUCUGUCGUUUUGGACACUGACAGGCCUUCGCCAGUGCUGGGCCCAGCGGAAAUAACGUACAUUCCAGAACAAGUUCCUGGAAAGUUCAAGGCUCCAUCUCAGAUCAUGACGAUCGACGGCAACAACCUGACGCCGGAAGACCUUCUCGAACUCAGCAAGGGCAAGUACAGAAUACAGCUGAGCAGCGACUCGCUCGACCGAGUUAAGAAAGCGAGAGAAAUGCUGGAAGCCAUUCUAAAGGAAAACAAAGUGGCCUACGGUCUAAACACUGGAUUCGGAAAGUUCGCAAGGGUCGUCAUUCCGGAUCACAGUCUUCUGGAACUCCAGGAAAAUCUAGUACGAUCUCACUCAGCUGGUGUGGGGAAUCCAUUGACCCCGGAAAAAACCCGGAUGUUACUGGCUCUGCGGAUCAACGUGCUCGCCAAAGGCUACAGUGGCAUCUCUACAGAGACCUUGCUACAACUCGUGGACGCUUUUAACGCAUCGUGCCUGUCCUGGGUGCCCGAGCAAGGCACCGUGGGCGCCAGCGGAGACCUGGCUCCCCUGGCACACCUGGCGCUGGGGCUGAUCGGCGAGGGAAAGAUGUGGAGUCCGGAGACUGGCUGGGGAGACGCCAAAUAUGUUCUGGAGUCACACAAGCUCACACCAAUCAAGCUCAAGCCCAAAGAGGGGCUCUGCCUCCUGAAUGGUACACAGCUCAUCACGUCCAUCGGAGCGGAAGCCGUAGAGCGAGCAACCAUCUUAAGCCGACAGGCCGACGUCGUGGCGGCCUUGACACUGGAGGUUCUCAAGGGCACAACCAGGGCGUUUGAAAGCGACAUUCAAAAGAUCCGGCCACACUGGGGGCAGGGCAUGGUCGCCAAGAGGCUGCGAGCGCUUCUGCACUCUGAGACCUUUCGCUCGGAGAUUGCAGAGAGCCACAGGUUCUGCAACCGUGUCCAGGACGCCUACACCCUGCGCUGCUGUCCCCAGGUGCACGGCAUCGUGCACGACACCAUCGACUUCGUGCGGGGAAUCAUCACGACUGAAAUGAACAGCGCCACCGACAAUCCCCUCGUGUUCUGCGAAAGAGGAGAGAUAAUUUCAGGCGGAAACUUCCACGGAGAGUACCCGGCCAAGGCGCUCGACUAUUUGGCCAUCGCGGUGCACGAGCUGGGCAGCAUGAGCGAGCGGCGCACGGAGCGGCUCAUCAAUCCGGCGUACAGCGAGCUGCCGGCCUUCUUGGUCCAGGACGGCGGCCUCAACUCGGGCUUCAUGCUCGCCCACUGCACGGCCGCAGCACUCGUCUCCGAGAACAAGGUGCUGUGCCACCCGGCCUCCGUGGACUCUGUGCCAACAAGCGCCGGCACGGAGGACCACGUAUCUAUGGGCGGAUUUGCGGCCCGAAAGGCCCUCAGCGUGGUCCAGAACGUAGAACGGGUCAUCGCCAUCGAGCUGCUCUGUGCCUGCCAGGCCAUCGAGUUCCUGAGGCCUCUCAAGACGACAGCGCCUCUAGAAGCCGUCUACAAGCUAGUCCGGAUGUUCGUCAAAUGCUGGGACAAGGACCGUGUCAUGGCACCUGACAUCGAUGCAGCGACAGACUUGCUCAAACAAUCUCGGAUCUGGGACACCGUGAAGCCACAUAUGGAUCACUACUUCCUCGUUCAAGAGGAAGAAACCAGAAUGCCGUCUCCAACUACCUCGGAAAUCAGCGUUGGAAGCUCUGGUAAAAGGCGCAAGAUGGACUACAACAAUGAUUUCUGAAGCCAAGCACAACUUGGUGCCUCCAUGAAGAAUAAAUGUCAUUUAUCCCACAA
This is a messenger RNA of Ixodes scapularis (black-legged tick), 2778 nucleotides long. Its product is annotated as histidine ammonia-lyase. Gene Ontology annotation, cellular component: cytoplasm. Gene Ontology annotation, biological process: L-histidine catabolic process. Gene Ontology annotation, molecular function: histidine ammonia-lyase activity. Bases 518 to 2725 code for a protein of 735 amino acids. The record is from RefSeq and is a predicted model, not a curated record. Lineage: Eukaryota; Metazoa; Arthropoda; Arachnida; Ixodida; Ixodidae. The transcript has 19 exons.